ACCGUCAAUUUGCAAAGACAUUACCAACGUUAACAUGGCUUCUUCUUGGUGGAGAUAAAUGGCCAUCAUUUGCAUACAUGAGGGGCAGUAGGGCACGGGAUGGGAGCGUGAAACACGCCCAAAAUUAUUGGUUAGGGUUUCCCACACCUAACAUCAUUCCAUCACAUGAAACACCACAUCAAAAGCUUUCGAACAAUAAAUCCAGUCAAACAUGCAAAAUAAAUGCUUUCGACACUGUCCUCCCAUCCACCCCUAUUCCAAACCUGGGGUACAUGCACAUGAGUUCAUAA
Molecule: messenger RNA, 290 nt
Organism: Dovyalis caffra
Lineage: Eukaryota; Viridiplantae; Streptophyta; Magnoliopsida; Malpighiales; Salicaceae
Source: the annotation of a GenBank genome assembly